GCGGGGGAUCAGAAAGAAAAUGAGUCAACGCUGGGAAAGGAGGGAGCACUUUAAGAGACUGGCUAUGGACAGUGGGCUACCGGAAUACAUGGACGCCAACAAAUGCAUCGACGAGCUGCUCAGACAACUGGAGGAGGAGCGCCGCAACGUCCGCCGGGAGAAGCUGGCCCUGGCUCGACUACAGAGGGAAGUGGCAAGGAGCAAGAGCGAAGACACAAUGCGUGAAAAGCUGAUCCACGAGCUAGAGGAAGAGCGCCGCCUGCGUCUGGAAAGUGAAAAACGUGUGCGGGAGGUGACCGAGGAGUAGCAAGGACGGGCCCACAUGGUGUCACUGCAGCAGCAAUUCUCCAGGAUGGAAGAGACGGUGCGCACCCUGCUGCAGAACCAGGGCCUGGAGCAGACUGCCGUGGACACUGUGGACCUCAUGAAAGCCUACAAGGAUAAGCUGUCGGAGGAGGUGAAGAAGCAACAUGGCGGCGAAGAAGAAGAAGAGGAAGAGGAGGGGAGGAGUGGCACGGCGACAGAUCUGGUGGUGUCCACGAGUGAAGAUGCCGAGAUGAACUUCGGGGAGGACAAGACCAAACUGCUGCUGGAGAGGCUGAAGAGCUUGGAGGAGCAGAAUUCAGCGCUGGCCAUGGAGAACGAGAACCAGAGGGAGCAAUACGAAAGGUGUCUGGAUGAGGUGGCCAAUCAAGUGGUCCAGGCGCUGCUCACUCAGAAGGAUCUUCGUGAGGAGUGCGUGAAACUGCGCACUCGUGUUUUCGACCUGGAGCAGCAGAAUCGGGCUCUCAGCGUUUUGUUCCAACAGAAAAUCAAACCCGCGUCUGACCUCCUUCUCCAGAAACUCCACUCCAGGAUCAUGGACCUAUCCGCGGCCGACCUCCUCCUGGAACCCGACCGGAGCAAGACGUCUCUCCAUCCGCCGCCCACAGAUAUCCCAUUGAAUGGAAAGGCCGGUGGAUUUCCUGUGUCCAAAUGCGUGAGCCAGCUGAGCCUGACUGCUCCAGAGCGCCCCCUGUACCCUCGCAGCAGCUGUAGCAGCAGUGAGAUCUCCCUGUCCAGCGCCUGCAGUGACUUCUCCAGCGGAUCAUACACCUGGAACGACGGAAGGUCCAUGGGCAAAAUGUCUUCGCUGACCUGGGAGAAGAGGCUGAGUUUGGGCUCCUCCGCCCCGAGCAACAUCCACAACCCCCCCGAGGAGCAGAUCCCGACCCGACGCAAGGAGUGCCGCAUCCUGGAGGGCCUCCGCAAACUUCAGCGGAGGAAGCACAGGAGCGCUUCUGCCUCGCGGGUCACCAAAUCCUGCAGGGAAAAGGACUGCAUGAACUCCAAUGAGGGCAUCUACUCCCUGGGCUUCAAGGGUGCGGCUAAAGAUGUCCCCAAGUCUGGACAUGUUAGCCGGGCAGCUGGGAGUAAACGGUUUUCCUAUGAUUCCGAUGACGCGGAUGAUGAACUGGUACAAUCAAACCGUGGCGAUAAUGUUCCUACAAAAGACGGCUGGUUUCAGUGUAAGAAGUCUCAUAGUAUUUCGGAGAGUUUGUGUAGCUGGGAGGGCCUUCAGGACAAUGCACCUUCUGGUCUUGUUAGCUCUGAUCCCAAACACCCCCCUGGUUACGAUUCAAAGGACAGACCAGAAAAGCUUUUGAGUUUCAUUAAUAGUUUUCUUCCGGAAGGGGAGCGGAAGUCUGCUUUCUCGAAACCGUGCAAGCUGCGCGUUGACCCGCCCGAGUGUCCGAAUCAGCUCUCAGAUAUGGACGAUACUGAGGAACUUAUUUCAGAAUCUAGUGAUAUCCAAUUGCCCUACCACCCACAAGCUGGAGAUAGAGAAACCAAAAGAUUGUCGAGGGAUUCUUCUAAAUUUCUUGCGCAUCAGCACUUAAGGAAAGACCAAGGUCGCACCCAGUCUGCGGACAGCCGACCAAGACCAUUUAGCCUCAUCAAGGACCCCAAAGUAGCAAAGCAGUGUACGCAGUCUGAGGAAAGUAUAUUGGCAAUAUUUGACGCUGAAGGAGAGCCAAUCGAAAUCUGCUCUCCGAAGUGCAUGGGUGCAAGUGUCACCACAAAAGUUCUUCCUGAUUAUACAGAGCUGAUACCUCAAGAGCGGCCAACGAGGCAAAAAUCGUCAAGGAACUAUACAGUCUUGCAAUCACCAGAGAAACCUUUGGAUUUUCAAAGCAGGAUUCGAAUACCGAGCGGCAGUAGGGAGGCGAGCGAGGAGAGGUUGACGAUGCAAGUGACACCUCAAAGGAAGCUGAUCAAACCUCCGAGUAGCAGGGUUAGUAAAGGACUUUCCGUACCCCCAAUGAAUGAGCCAGCUGGUGCUAAGACCGGCGGUUCAAAAAUACCAGGUCGCAACAAACCAUCAGCUUCCCCUUUGAGAGUGUCUAAGGGCUCCACUACUGAACCAACUAUGAACUCAGGACCCGCCGCUCAGGACAAAUCUCCCCUAUCUCCUACUGUCAAAACCCCACGUUUCGUCAAAGCCCAAGGCACCACCUGCACCCAGAGCCCCAAGUCUGUAAAGUUACCAAGCAGGGUUGAAUGGACUAAAGGCCCUACAAUGCCAGCCUCUCCCCACUUAGCCAGGAGACACUUGGAGUUUACGGACAACGGCGAACAACCAACUAAAGACAAACACUGUGAAACUAGCAAAAGUAAACUCAGGUCCCCAUCUCCACCGCCACCCCCGGGCCGAACCACCUCCCUGCUGGUCAGACCAAAUUAUGAAAACUCACCUCAAACGCAUAAGCCUAGCAUGGCACAUCAAUCAACUACUGUGAGAGGCCCUCCUCCGAGUUACAACCAAGCGAAUAUGCAAGCCACUCUUCCCAUCAAGGACAAAGACUGUUCGGACUUCGACGCCGGCUACGGGACUGCACUUGCACCUCAAAAACUGGUAGACAAAACCAGUCAGCACCUUCAAAAGUCCCCCGCUGUAACGCAAACUAAAGGCACUUCCAAACGUUUGACAAAAGACUACCUCCCUUCCGCAAACUCAGGGUGCGCUCCCGAACUCGAAUCGAAAGCUUCCAAGAAUGUCCCUCCCCCUUACAGCGCCCUCCGAGGUUCGUCAUUCCAGAAUUCAUUCGCAGCUAAGCGCGGGUCUUCCCAAGAACACCAAAUGGUUCAAAAGACGUCCAUCAGCUUGCCAAUAUCUCUUCAGGAAUCCUCGCAAGUUAAAACAGAGCCGCCAAAAGCUAUCGUAAGCCCGCCUAGUUCGGUAGUGACUUCGCCAAAGUCCCGCAUUCCAAUGGGGUUCAAAGCAUUCUUGAAAUCUCCACCUAGCCAGAAAAGUAGCAUCUCCAUACCUGGCAAGCUAGAGAAGGAACAUAUCAAUUCCGUCUCUAAGGAAACCGUGACUACUAAUGCCUCAAUACAAUGUGACAGUUCUUUUGACCCAGGUAGCGCUACUAUAGCCGAAGCUAAACUGGAAGAUCAGGAAGAGGAAGUACACCUAGAGGAAGUCGGUGGAAAAAGGGGCAGUCAGCUUUUCUCGAGGUCCAUAUCGGUUACCACAAAACCUCAUCUAAAACCAGCUCUAGGGAUGACAGGCGCAAAAGCACGUAGCCAGAGUUUCAGCACCAACUACCUUGAGAAACCUAACAUAAACACAGCAGACAUACCCGGUAGAAUCCGGACGCAAAUCAUCACCAACUCAGGGGAAAGGGGGAGUUCGCUGUCAAGGCAAAGUUCUUUAGAGGUACCUCCCGUUGAAAGUCCUAUCCACUCACCGAGAAACAGGGUCAGUCACUACGGAGGUAUGACGGGGUCGAAUAGCCACAACAUCCUCCCUGAAAGAACCCUCAAAAGUGAUUACAAAUGCGAAGGAGAGGUUGUCACAUCACCAUCUAAAAAAGAAGUCCGUAGCUUGCCGAUUAGCGACAGAGCCAGCCAUGUCCGUAAACCGUCAAAAGUCGCUUCACACCCGCAGUUUCAACCGCCUUCAUACAGCUCGGAAAACACAUUACGUGAAACAUUGGGGUCUUGCAAUGAUGAGCCAGACUAUAGCAGGGAGGUAGACUCAACUAAGCAACCUCUAGAUGCUGACGAUAAAAAGAUCAGCCCCACUGCAUGCACCAUUGAAGAAAGGGUGAUGAUGGGGAUCGAGGAGAAUCUCCAGAAAUGUCAAGAACAGGAAAAAGUUGCUGCCAGUGAGGCGAAAAAGACUGGACCCUCUCUGGCAAACUGGUUUGGCCUUCGCAAAAGCAAGCUGCCAGCCCUGAGUGGUAAGAAAGCAGAAACCCCCAAGGGAAAGGAGGAAAAGAAGGAGCUCAAGAUCGGAUCGGUGCUGGGAGGAAAGCAGAUCAAGUCGGACAAGAAAAAGGAGAAGAAGAAAAGCGAUAGCCAGCAAGAGGGCCCGGCGUCGAAUCUGGCAGAGGUGAACAACAAGCUGAGCACCAUCAUGGACCACUGCAAUAAUCAAAUGGGUCAGAUUGCAAGCCAGAUCCAGUGCACCACGGCGUUCAUGGGCAAAGAGCAGCUGGUUAAGGAGAUUCUCGGCAGGACGGCGGUGAAGGGCAGUUCGGUGGCAGCUCCGCACGGGAUUUCGACGCCCAAGAAACAAGUCGAGAUGGAUGCAGAGAUGUGCCAUGAUAGCUCGAUGCUGAUCAUGAGUCCGAAGUUAAACCCGAAAGCGGAGACGGACGACGGGCACAUCCUGGACUCCUCCUGUCAGGACCACAUGAUCGGCUCCUCGUGCCAGAUGAGAACCCUGGACAGCGGCAUCGGCACCUUCCCCCUGCCCAAGUCGGAGUCCUGCGGUCCCGUGGCGGCGGCGGCAGCGGCGAUGACCUCUGACCCCGCCUCCUCCACCUCCGCCUCGUCAUCUUCGCGGACCGAUGACGUCGCGGCGAACACGGCCCCGCCCCCGUCCCGCCUAGGCCACUCCCUCUCCGACCCCGCCGUGACCAGGAGCAGCGUUCAGAGCCGACUGCCCAAGCUCUCCACCUCAGAUGCAAUCAGAACCAAGAGGUCGAGCCUGUGCACCAAUCACGGCUCAGCUCCCCCCGACGAGAAGAAAGAAGAGGAGAGGAGGGGCCGGACCAGGGAGCAAGACACACCCGGGGAGAGAGCCUUGAGGGUGUGCACGUACUCCGGCAGCAGCAGUGAGACUGAGACUGAGCCAGAGCCACCACCACCACGGAGCAAGACUGGAUCAGCGGACCAGAGCGAUCAGACCCUGAAGAGGUGCAGCGUGGGUAAAGGCCUGUCAAUCAUGGACUACUACCAUGAGGAGGUCUACCCCUGCCUGGAGGAGGGCAAGAGGCUGUCCCGCUACAGCCUGCUGCACCAGGAGGGGGCGCUGGACGGAAAACCAGCAGAUGGGCUCACUAAGGAGAUUCCGUUGGAGAAGUCUUCGCCGGUGAUUGCCAACCAGCCCGUGUCCAUCAACCUGUCCCUGGAAUCCCUGAACAUGCUGAACCAGAGCCCCCCCAUCAGCCUGUACUCGGACUCCACUCUCAGAGACACUGGGGACUGCUGCCGAGUGGACAAGCCCUGCUCCAAACCCGGGCCGGACCAGGCCGGAUCUUUCGCCGACUCCCUCUACGACAGCUUCUCCUCCUGCACCAGCCAAGGGUCCAACGAAGUCUAGCCUGCGCCGAUGGGUUGCGUUCAUGAGUCAUCAUAAAAUUCUAGAAUCCCUGUAGUUUGAAAUCGAUCUGGUCAGAAAGCGAUGUUGGAGUUUGCUGUGUAACGGUCUGAUUGCAGAUUUGUUGACCUGGCUUUGUAUCUCUGUAAUUACCGGGACUAUCCGCAUGAAACAAAAACAGGUACAAAGAUCAACGUCUUUUCUAUCAAUCUAUAUAAACAAAAGUGAAAUCAUUUUUUGUCUGAGAAAGUGGUGCCAAUCCUCAACUCUGAAGGUGACGCCAACAGAAUA
Messenger RNA from Boleophthalmus pectinirostris (great blue-spotted mudskipper), 5881 nucleotides. Its product is annotated as nck-associated protein 5. The transcript has 19 exons. Gene Ontology annotation, biological process: microtubule bundle formation; microtubule depolymerization. Gene Ontology annotation, cellular component: microtubule plus-end. NCBI's taxonomy places the organism in Eukaryota, Metazoa, Chordata, Actinopteri, Gobiiformes, Gobiidae. The record is from RefSeq and is a predicted model, not a curated record.